Molecule: messenger RNA, 3729 nt
Organism: Menidia menidia (Atlantic silverside)
Lineage: Eukaryota; Metazoa; Chordata; Actinopteri; Atheriniformes; Atherinopsidae
Source: the annotation of a GenBank genome assembly
AUGGCUACAUCAGGUUGGCUGCAUGGUACAUCUGCAAUGCGACUUACAGAAGGUUUGGUGUUGGUUCUAAAAGAACAGCGCCCUGAGUAUUUGCCUGAUGUGUUGGCUAAAUACAGAGAACAUGGCGUUUUCCCGAUACAGGGUGCUAGCGAUGUCGCGGGUCUCGUGGGUUAUACCAAUGCGAAACUGAGUUCGAGCAAAACCAGGUUUGAAGGGCUCUGUACGCUCUCUCUGCUGGUAAAAGACAGCUCAAGUGACCUCUUCCAAGUGCACUGCCUUUCCUGGCUGCGUUUUCUUCAACAAGUCAUUCAGUCCCAGGCUCCACUUCAGACCAUUCAGCUGGCUGUAAACAUUCUAAAAGACGUGCUGCAGUACUCACACCAACAACCACAGCUUGCCAGGGAAGUUGGCCUCAACUCCAUCCUAGGCAUCUUGACAUCUUUGCUGGGCCUAAAGAUGGAGUGUGAACUUGCUGCCAUGGAGGGAAUGAUAGCCUGUAUGGUCUACUACCCAAGAGCCUGUGGAUCCCUCAGGGACAAACUAGGAGCAUAUUUUCUCUCCAAAAUGGACAACACGAACAAAAAAAUACAAGAGAUGGCCUGCCAAUGUUAUAGUCAUCUGCCCUGUAUGGGGGGUAUGUUAGACAGACCCAUGAGUGUUGGAAGAGCUAAUGGCUGGAAUAAUCAGAUCCAUUGCCUUCUUGCGUCUGCAAAUGCUCUACUGGCUCAGAUAUACCAAGGUUCAGAAGCAGCUGGAGCUUUGCAAUAUCAAGGACCGGGUGUGGAGCUUGCCUUUCCUCACCUUGAUGAAGCAGAUCCACUAUAUGUUCUGCAGCUCCAGCACAGAUAUUCUGCUGUGUGUAAGACAAUUAAACACACACUCAGAGUGGAUCCCUUCUCAGCUGUCCAUCUGCCGGUCAGACCAAUACUUAACCUUGUGUGCCGAGCUCUGGCGGUUAGCAGGAAAAGUUUGAAUUUAUCAACAGAUGGAAGCUUGAGGCUGUUGGUACUCCCCAGUGUACACACAAGCACUUUUGAGGUUCUUUCAGAUGUCAUCACAGUAGUACGUAGUGGCAUGGUUCAGUAUGCGGCUGUAAUCCACAAGCUGUUUUCUCAAACCCUUUCUGCCUGGACGUCUCCAUCUGAAACCAAUGUUGGAAAGCAGAAGGCUUACAGCUCAGUGAGGGAAUCUGUGUAUAGAGCCUUAGAAUUGUGGGUCCGAGUAGUUGGAGCAUCAGCUAACAUCCUUCAGGGGAGCCAUGGUCAUGCACAGCUGCUCUUCAGCCACCUGCUUGGUGACAUCACUCCAGAAGCCGAAUCUGCAAGGCUCCGAGCUGGUCUGUCAGUUGAUGUGGUUCCUGGUGGAAAGCCAGGACCUCGACGGACAAAGCAGUUGGUCAUUGCUGAUGGAGGGGAACAGUCGCUCCAAAGGAAAGGGGACUUUUUCCCCAAUCAAGAUACAUGUCUUUCAGCCCUUAGAGCACUGAGACAAAUCAUACAGACGAGUGGUACACUGCUAAAGGAGGAUAUACACAAGCGGCUCCAUGAAGUGGUUUUGCCUCUGUGUGUACGCCUGCAGCAGCAACAGUCCGUUAGCAGCCCUGCACAUGAAUCCGCAAGGGGCAUUAGCGGGCAGUACAGCAGUGCCAUCACCCGGAGAGAGCUGUAUAGGCUACUAUUGGCUCUGGUCCUGGUUCCAUCACCAUUUUGUCCUCCACCCUCCUCCUGUGCAGUCUCCAUCUUCAGCAAUGGACGUGUUGACCGUAACAUUAAGGUCUCUUCAUUCUGUGCCAAGGCGCUGACCAUCUGUAACUCUGUUCUACACUCUCGGAUUCCCUCCAUUGGUCUUCCCUUACCACCCCUGACCCCAAAGUCAAGUGGCCCUGCAUCUGUGCUUUCAUCUCAGGGUCCCGCCUCUCGACUAACUUUGUCCACCCUCCUGGAGGGCUCCCUCCCUGGGCCUGCUUUCCCCGCUCGCCAUUCUCUCAGUUUGGGCCCUUCGUCUCUGUUGGACUCCUUGGAGAACCACCUCUCCCUGGUUCCAGGCCUGCCAGGCCAGGCCCCUCCCCCAGGAGACUUGAUCUUGUCCCAACACUCGCACCAUCAGCCUGACGUCUCUGGGCUGGGCCCUCCAGAGGGACAGAGGCCCGUAUUCGUUCGCUACGACAAAGAGGAAGCGGAAGACGUGGAGAUAUCUUUGGCAAGUGACUCGGACGACAGUGUUGUCAUUGUUCCUCCAGGGAUGCUCAACGUGGAGAACCAACAGGUUGACCCAUCAACAAACCCACAGAACAUGCUUCCCACUCUUCCAGAUGGCACCGGUAUAACAUUGACAAAUGAUUCCGUCACCAUGGUCCCCACCACGGCAGCAACAACUGCAAUCGAUGUAUCCUCACUCCCCAACACCAUGACCACUUCCUCCCCUCUCAUCACCACCUCAACGGCCCCUAAUAAUUCCUUACCUCCCUCUAGUACUUCAGUGGUCUCUUUAGUUCCACCUUUGAACUCCGGUACCAUCUCGGCUCCGCCUGGUGGUUUGGGUGACCAACUGCCUUGCAAAGCCCAGCUCCAGCAGAUGCUGAUGCAGUCCCCUACGGCAGGCCCGCCCAACCCUAUAGGCCUACCGCUCCAGAUGCAUCAGCUCACGCAGCAGGGGAGACACCUUAACCAGCACGCGCCGGCGCCCGCCAGCGAAGAAUCAGCCGUCAUCAACAUCAACAGCAGUGACGAGGAGGACGACGAGGAAGACUUGGAGGACGACGAAGAGCUAGAGGAGGAAGGGAUCGACGAGGAUGAGGAGGAAGAAGGCAGCGACGAGUUUUACGAUGGAGAGGAAUAUGAAGACUUUGAUGAAGAAGAUGCCGAAGAGCUGGAGGAGGAAGAGGAGGAUGGGGACAUGCCACCGCUGGAGGGAACAGAAGACAAGUUAGUCGAAGAGGAUAUAGAGGAGGAUAAAGUGCUCCGACCUGCAGUGGAUGAAGGGGGUAUGGCUGGAUAUAUUGUUGAGGGAGAGACAGAAGGAGGAAUAGAAGAGCUCCAAACUAGCAGAGCAGUGUUAGAAGACAGGAAGAAGGUUCAGGAGGUGGAAAGCAUUGGUGUUUUGGAAGACGAACGGGAUGCAGAAGGCGAGGAGGACGAAAGCGAAAAGAUGGACGAUCCCACCAUGCCACAGAUUUUAUGUGUGACCGGAGGAGCGCUGGAGGAGGGAGCCGGAGCAGGAUCGGGGCUCCAGGAGGAGAUGAGCAUGUGGGACCAAGAUGCAAAGGAGAGCGAGCGGACAGCGGCCUCAGGAGAACACGUGUCCAGUCAGAGUCUGCAGGAGCCCGAUAAUGCAAUGGAAGAUGCUGUUAAAGAUGACAAACCAUCCAAAAAUCAGGAGGAAGAAAUGGUUGCUCAAGUGUGUGAUUCAGGCGACGCGGACCUCGAAUCAUCUUCUGGUCAGAACAUUAAAGGACAAGAGCAAACUGGUGCUGAUCAAGCAGAAAUAAAGGAAGCAGAACAAUCAACAAGAGAAGAAAAGUGUGCAGGACAAGUUGAGCAGGAAGGGAGAAGUGUUGGAGUGGAUGGAAAAGGAACGAAGAGGAAGCGAGAGGAUGGAUACACAGAAGAAGAUGAGCAAAGCACUGAGAAAAUUAAGCCUGAUGAUGACGCCAUGGCUUCGAUGUUGGCUGAUUUUGUCGCCUGUCCGCCUGAUGACGAAGACAUUGCCACCGGAUCCAACUCCUCAUAA